GCAAACACUUCGGUCCGAUCCGGUCCGGUCCGCGCCGCAAACACGUCGAUGGUUCGACCGCAACCGGGUGACCCCUGCUCCGACCAGGCCACCCCCGUUCUCCUCCCCGCCGCCGCCACCGGCGCCUCCCGCUCGUCCCCGGCCGGCGAGUCGCGUAGGAGGGAAGCGCCACCGGCGGCGGCCGCGGCGAGAUGAGCGGCGGCAGCGGCGGCGGCGCCGCGAGCGCGGUGUUCUACGCGGAGAAGUACCACCCGAUCCAGGCGGGCAGCAUCGACGGCACCGACGUCGCCCCCCACGACAACGCCGUCCUCCGCGCCCUCCUCUGCUCCACCGCCGGCCUCUAUGAUCCGUUCGGGGACCCCAAGGCCACCGGCGACCCCUACUGCACGGUGUUCGUCGGGAGACUCUCCCGCUACACCGACGACGAGACACUCCGGAAGGAGAUGAGCAGAUAUGGGAGGGUGAAGAGCAUGCGGCUGGUGCGGGAUAUUGUUACUGGUGCUUCUCGUGGCUACGCAUUUGUUGAGUAUGAAACUGACAGGGAGAUGCGCCGUGCCUAUGAGGAUGCACACCAUUCCAUUAUUGAUGGCAGUGAAGUGCUUGUAGAUUACUACAGGCAACAACUUAUGCCUGGAUGGAUACCGAGGAGAUCAGGAGGAGGGCUUGGAGGGAAGAAAGAAUCUGGCCAGCUUCGAUUUGGAGGUCGAGAGAGGCCAUUUCGUGCUCCCUUGAGGCCAAUUCCGUAUGAUGAACUGAAAAGGCUUGGGAUCCCACCACCACCUGAAGGGCGAUACAUGACACGUUAUCAGGUUCCCCCACCACCAAGACGAAAAAGCAGUGAUAUCUACAGGGAAGAGUCACCUCCCAAGAGAAGAUCCAAAGACAGGGUUGAUAGCAGUCACUACAGAAGAUAUUGUAGCCCAACCCAAGACGACGACAGCACGGUCAGCACCCAUAGGCGGAAAGGUAGCCAUGACCGGCGAGAAGAAACCGAGAGGAGGACAAGAGCAUAUAUCAGCAGAGAGGCCGGCAGCUACAGUAAGCGGAGCCCAACCGAAGACGAUGGUGAUCGUCGUAAGAGGAGAAGAAGCCGAGAGCCUGGAGAAUUAUCUCCAUACAAGGAGGAUGAUGAUAACAGCAAAAGAGGAAGAAGUUCAGUGGAGCCAGGCUUCAGCCCUUAUCAGUCUCAUCACCACAGGCAUCACAGGGAGCGUCAUGACAGCAGCAGCCAUUCUCGCCACGGUGAACGUCGGCAUCAAGACGACCGUGGAAACCACUCCAGGAACAGGAGAUCAGAGAGCCGGGACUACAGCCACUAGAGGUGUCGAGUCCAUGGUGGGUUCCUAGUGUUUUAACCUGAAUCCCUGGCUGCCUGUUCGCUGCUUCAACUCAUGUAUAUGAUCUAGUUUUCUCAGGCGUCCUUGCCUUGGGUUGCCUGUGUAGUGAGGGCUACUAAACCUGAAGUUUCGACUUUGGAAUACAUGAAUUAAUAGAAUUCAUGAUUUAGUUCAAACCUACCUAUAAAAUUCUUUCAUUAAAGCCUUAUUCAGUUA
Oryza sativa Japonica Group (Japanese rice) is the source of this 1553-nucleotide messenger RNA. RefSeq names its product U11/U12 small nuclear ribonucleoprotein 35 kDa protein. NCBI's taxonomy places the organism in Eukaryota, Viridiplantae, Streptophyta, Magnoliopsida, Poales, Poaceae. Gene Ontology annotation, biological process: mRNA splicing, via spliceosome. Gene Ontology annotation, molecular function: snRNA binding; mRNA binding. Gene Ontology annotation, cellular component: U12-type spliceosomal complex; precatalytic spliceosome. The record is from RefSeq and is a predicted model, not a curated record.